Zophobas morio is the source of this 2429-nucleotide messenger RNA. Its product is annotated as ecdysone oxidase-like. NCBI's taxonomy places the organism in Eukaryota, Metazoa, Arthropoda, Insecta, Coleoptera, Tenebrionidae. The transcript has 5 exons. The coding region runs from base 506 to 2377 and encodes 623 amino acids. Gene Ontology annotation, molecular function: oxidoreductase activity, acting on CH-OH group of donors; flavin adenine dinucleotide binding. The record is from RefSeq and is a predicted model, not a curated record.
UAUGUUUGAAGAACGAGGGGCGGUAGCCCCGAGUUCUUUAAAAUUUCCGAGUAAUGUAAAACCAGAUAACGUUACGUGCAUCGUAACACGUUUUAUUUUAUCCUAUAAUCACAAUUUAAAACUAUAACAAAAAUAUUUUUAACGACAAAGUUCAAAGCGCACGAAAAAUCAGUCAGCUAUGCCUGCGUUGGUAGCCACGGUAUUAGUUGUUUACACUGAAAAAACGAUUGUUUCUGAUUUUGUAAAUGCGAGAAUGACUUCCAAAAUAAAAGGCCGUUGCUGAAAGGCAAAAAAACAGCUGGCAGGUAUCUCAAAGAGAUAGUAAACUUUAAGACCUGGAGAAAAAAAUACACAAUAGAUAAAUUAAUUACUAUUAGCAGACGCUUCGGAAUUAACCACAAUGAAGAUCUCGUCGCUGGUUUUACUAAACCAGCAAUUAACAUUGUAAAUAAUUUUUAAUCUUAUCUACGGACGUCAAUAUUACCUUGAAUAAAAAAAUACCACAAUGAAGAUCUCGUCGCUGGUUUUACUAAACCUCAUUUUUGUACAAGCGUACCCUAGUACCACCAAAAUCGACUAUUACGUGAAUUGGAUAAACAGUGCCAACAAGAAUGCAUUAACCUACGAAUGGCCAAAAAACGCAAACGAACAUUUUUCCGACGAACAAAUCAAAAAAUAUGGUACUUUCGACUUCGUUGUCGUUGGAGGUGGUGCCGCAGGCUCCGCAGUCGCCAACCGAUUAUCUGAAAUUCCUAAUUGGAACGUCCUACUACUGGAAGCGGGAACCCAUGGAAACAACCUCACAGACAUCCCAGCGAUGUUCCCACAAACUCAAUUUACUCACUAUAAUUGGGCCUUCAACAGUACCCCUCAAACAACAGCGUGCCAAGGAAUGACCAACAAAGUUUGCCUCCUCCCCCGAGGCAAAGGUCUCGGUGGCAGUACCCUAAUCAACGGGUUGUUUUACGCCCGCGGCCACAAAUCCAACUUCCACCAAUGGGCCACCAUCACCCAAAACCAACGCUGGAACUACACAACCGUACUACAUUACUUUAAAAAAUCCGAGACAUUCAUUCACGAAAAUCGAGACACAGGAUACGACCCAGACGUGCAUGGAACCACCGGCCCUGUAAUAGUCACGUACCAACAACCCAAAACCCUACAAUUUCACGCUUUCUUGGAAGCCAAUCAAGAACUCGGGUUCGACGUAGUCGACAUCAACGCUAACAAACUUGGUGCCGGGGCAGGUCAAAGGUGUACCCACGAGGGAAAAAGGUUCGACAACGCGAAAGCUUUCCUAGAACCGGUACGACAUCGACAAAAUUUGCAAAUUUUGACUGAGAGUUACGUGACGAAGGUACGGUUUGAUGCAGCUAAAGGGGUUGCAACAGGGGUUGAGUUUAAUCAGAAGGGUGGCAAUUAUUUCGUGGAAGCUACGAAAGAGGUGGUACUGAGUGCAGGCGCGUUUGGAACGCCGCAGAUUUUGAUGUUGUCUGGAGUGGGUCCUAAGGAGCAUUUAGAGGAUUUAGGAGUUGAGGUUUUGAGGAAUUUGGAGGUGGGGAGUGUCCUUAGGGACCAUCCGACGUUUUUUGGGAUUGUUGUUGGUACUAAUUGUAGUGAAGCUGGUCAGUCGUUGCGGGAGUCUGUUGGAGAGUACUUGAAAGGUGGUGGGGUUUUGGCAGACCCAGAUGGUUUUCAGGGAAUGGGGGCGUAUGAAUCACGGUACUCCAAAGGUACAGGGAUACCUAACAUUGAAGUGUUGGUAACUACAGGGAACUACUCUUCUCCUGUAGCUCAGAGAAGUUACGGGUUUAAUGAGCAAACUUACGAAGAUUUGAACCAGGAUUUAGAUUCAAAGCUGACGCUACGUUUCUAUGUUGUCAACACAGAUCCUCAGUCUGUGGGGACAAUUAGGUUGAAAAGUACCAAUCCCUACGAUUAUCCUAUAAUAAAUACGAAUUUUCUCUCGGACGGGGAAAAUAAAGAUAUAAAUAUUCUUUUUGAAGGCGUAGAGUUAGUUUUAAGGUUUUUAGACACAAAAUAUUUUAAAGCAAUGAAUGCUACGUUACGUGGGGGUCCUUUAAGGGCCUGUAGUCAACACAAGUACUUAUCGGAAGGUUACUGGUACUGCGCUUUGAGACAAGUGACGACGACUAUUUAUCAUCCGGUUGGUACUUGUCCCAUGGGUACUGAUCCGAAAAAAGGAGCUGUGGUUGACUCUGAGUUGAAACUUUUCGGUUUCAAGAAUCUCAGAAUUGCAGAUGCCAGCGUUUUUCCUUCACUCAUAGCAGGUCAUACUUACGCAGCGAGUAUGAUGAUAGGAGAACAAUUAGGUGAUUUAGUCAAGGAAACUUACAACACAAUAGAUACAAACUAAAUAUUUAUUUUUCUAUUCAAUGUUAGUGUAAAUAUAGCCCAAUAAGAACAAA